UGACCAGCCAUGUCCAAGUUGCUAGUGCUGUGUGUUUUGGUUUUUGGUGGCGCGAUGGCCAUUGGCCUUCCUUCGGAGGCGCUUGACAGCUCGCGUCCCGUUUCCCGGAUUGCCGGCGGCGAACUCGUAGAUCCGCAGGCCAUCCCCUACAUUGUCGGUAUUCUGAUUUCCGGUUCCUCCCGUCACUCGUUCUGUGCUGGCAUUCUAAUUUCCCCAACGCACGUCCUCACGACAGCCGGAUGUGUCUCGAGCAACCCCACACUAACGGUUCUGCUCGGCGCCAGUGAUAUGACCCGUAUCCAGCAGUUCAUCGGUGUGACGAACAUUCUCGUACACCCCAACUACAGCUCACUGCUCAACCGAGAUGAUCUUGCCAUCCUUACGAUGGACCGUCCGACGCCAUUGAACGAAUACAUCCAGGUAGCCAACCUGCCCCGCUGGUCGCAUAUGGGCAACACCUUCAACGGGUUCGGUACCACCGUAAGCGGCUGGGGCAACACAGGUAAUCGCGACAACGAACCCAUCCCGAUUCUGAACCUGCACUACAUCAGGACUCCUGUCGUCAGCAACACCGUGUGUGGUUUGUCCCACAACUUCAUUCGCGAUGACCACAUCUGCACUUCCGGCGACGCGGGUGGCCCAUGUGACGGUGAUGAUGGCGGCCCCGUGACGAUCACGGAAGCCGGUGAAACGAUCGUGAUUGGAAUGCAUUCCUUCCACUACAGCGGCCUAUUCGGAUGUGACCGUGGCCGAUCGGCCGUUCACGUGCGCCUCAGCAAUUACCUCAACUGGAUCGGGGCUAACUCAGACGCCGUAAUCAGGAACUAA
Molecule: messenger RNA, 828 nt
Organism: Anopheles nili
Lineage: Eukaryota; Metazoa; Arthropoda; Insecta; Diptera; Culicidae
Product: chymotrypsin-like
Exons: 3
Coding region: 10-828 (272 amino acids)
Biological process (GO): proteolysis
Molecular function (GO): serine-type endopeptidase activity
Source: RefSeq, a predicted model, not a curated record